This is a messenger RNA of Malassezia vespertilionis, 603 nucleotides long. RefSeq names its product rRNA accumulation- protein (gene TSR2). Gene Ontology annotation, cellular component: nucleus. Bases 1 to 603 code for a protein of 200 amino acids. The record is from RefSeq and is a predicted model, not a curated record. The transcript has a single exon. Gene Ontology annotation, biological process: maturation of SSU-rRNA from tricistronic rRNA transcript (SSU-rRNA, 5.8S rRNA, LSU-rRNA). Lineage: Eukaryota; Fungi; Basidiomycota; Malasseziomycetes; Malasseziales; Malasseziaceae.
AUGGCGACGGAGCCUGCGCGCACUGCUGCGGAGAAUGCAGUGCCGUCCGAGCCGACUAAGGAGCAAGUCCAAUUUGCACGCGCUGUACAUAUAACUCUAUCGCUGUGGCCUGCGCUACGCAAGGCUGUGCUGGAGGAAUGGGGCGGACACGAGUCGGAGGAGAAGCGCGACUAUUUGCUUUCGUUCUUGUGCGAUGAGUACGGCGACGGUGGAAAAGACACAAAACCCACGCCAGACGACGUCGCCGAUUUGAUUGAAGACUAUGUGAUGAAAGAAUACGACUGCGAGCUGGACGACGAGAGCGCCGACUGGGUUGCAGCGCAGAUCUGCAGCGCGCACAAAGCCGUGUUUGAGGAGGAGAAAGGCGAAGAGAUACUCUCGGAGCUGGAGAAGUAUUACACGGAGAUCACAAAACACAAACUCAAGCCCACACAAAAUGUAGGCUCCGGCAGCGAUUCGGACGACGAUGUCCUUGAGCACGGAGACGAGGCAGAUACAGCACGCACUCACACGGGCGCAGUCCAGAGAGAACACGCUCCACAGCCAGAGCCCAUUGUAGACGAGGACGGAUUCGAGACUGUCGUGUCUCGGCGCCGCCGCUAG